AUGGUGAAAAACUACGAUACUGUUUUCAUGAACAAACCAAACACCACUGCUGCAAAUAUCUUGUUUUAUGGGUGCAAAGAUUUGGGGUUUUCACCUUAUGGAGAUUAUUGGAGACAAAUUAGGAAACUUUGUGCUCUUGAGUUACUAAGUGCUCGAAGUGUUCAAACGUUUCAGUUCGUAAGAGAAGAAGAAGUUGAUGCUAUAAUAAGGAAAAUCCAUGAGGCUGCUGUUAAUGGUGAUGUUGUUGAUUUAACCAAGAUGUUAAUGGCGUCUCGAGUAAUUGAUGAACAUAAGGAAAAGGAAGCCAUUGAUGAAAAGAAAGACUUCAUUUCUAUCAUUUUGCAACUUCAAAAAGAUGGCUUGGAUCUCACUCAAGGCAACAUCAAAGCAAUCAUACUGGACAUGUUUGCUGGAGGAACUGAAACAACAUCCACAACAGCGGAAUGGGCAAUGUCUGAAUUGUUGAAAAAACCAGACGUGUUGAAAAAAGUUGAACAAGAUGUACGAAAAGUGGCGAAAAACAAACAGAAAAUCGAUUUAAACGACCUAAAUGAAAUGAAAUACUUGAAAUGUGUGAUCAAAGAAACAUUAAGGCUUCAUCCCCCAGUUGUUUUCUUGGUCCGUCGAGGAACAUCAGAAGCCGUUAAACUAGGAAAUUACGACAUUCCACCCGACACUACAGUUUUCAUCAAUGUGUGGGCGAUUCAAAGGGACCCGACAUGGUGGGAAAACCCCGAAGAGUUCAUCCCGGAAAGAUUUGAGAACUCCAGGGUUCAUUUUAAGGGUCAAGAUUUUCAGUUCAUCCCGUUCGGAUGCGGGAGAAGGGAUUGUCCUGGGAUGCCAUUUGCGAUUGCAUCGCUUGAAUAUUUAGUUGCAAAUCUUUUGUUUAGGUUUGAUUGGAAGUUGGGUGAUGGUGAAACUACGGAGACUUUGGAUUUGAUUGAAAACUAUGGGCUUACUGUUAAUAAGACUCUUCGUGUUAUGCCCACCAUAUUUCAUCCAUCUACUUAG
This is a messenger RNA of Gossypium arboreum, 1011 nucleotides long. RefSeq names its product cytochrome P450 71A1-like. The record is from RefSeq and is a predicted model, not a curated record. Lineage: Eukaryota; Viridiplantae; Streptophyta; Magnoliopsida; Malvales; Malvaceae. The coding region runs from base 1 to 1011 and encodes 336 amino acids. Gene Ontology annotation, molecular function: iron ion binding; heme binding; monooxygenase activity. The transcript is spliced from 3 exons.